UUGUACAUUUGAAAUAUUAGCUUAUUGUUUUUUGUUAUAUGUUAGUUAUUAUUCACAAUGUGCAAAAUGUUGUGCGGCAAAUGCUGUUGAUUUGAAACAAAACUGUGCUAAAAUUCUGUUGAUAGGGAACAUAUAAAAAAAUUACAGUAAUUUGAAAUAUGCACACUAAAAUAGGUUGGUUUAAACGAAUUGAAAUUAACUUUGAAACCUGGUAUUUUUAGAUUGUGUCUUUUUUUAGCCUUUUGUUUUUUUUACCCCUUCAAAGUGCUGGUAUUUGUCGGUCUUAACCCGCGUACGUCUGGCGCGCCACCAAUCAAAAUGGUUCAAAAUCGCGCUAAAAUUGGCUAAAAACAAACAAACAAAAGAAGUAAAUUUUUAAUGUAACAUACAGUAUUUGUUUAAAAACUAUUCAACCUGGUGUUAAUUUUUACACACUUAUUAUUCAUAACGCGUAAAAUGCUUGUGAUAAGAAAAGCGCUCACUUUUGUUAGGAUCUCAGUAGGUUUUGCGACACACCCACACACAUCUGAUAGCUGAAGAGCUUCAUUCAGAUGGCAGGAUCAUAGAGGACAGAUGUUGUUCAGGCGAUGCAGAGCCUUUUAACAUUGAUAGUGAAGUAAAAACACACGUGCGUUGUGCUCCUGCAUGAAGACGCUUGAGCAAAUCCAUGCGCGUGAACUUUUUCGUGGACUUAUAACGUGAUAUACGCUGCAAAGAUUGCUUGGUAUAUAUUUGCGUUAUAAAGCAGUGGAUUUAUUAUUAUUAUUAUUCACUACGGAGGGAUUAUUUAUCUGACUGUAUGUUUGGUGGCGAGGACGAUAUGAAGGUGAAAUCUAGAGAUGAGAGUUUGAACACUUCUGGAGAUUUGGAUGGAUCUAAUGAUCUGCUGACGGGUAACUUCCCCUCGGGCCAGAAGAAAAGAAACAUUAAACAGCGUUUUCUCAAACUUUUGCCCUGCUGUCUUACCGAGUCCACACCAUCUAUCAAGAAAGGCAACAUAGAGGAUGAUUUUGAAAUCGCCACUGUGUGCUACAGGCCGGAUGGUUUGGAGAAACUGCUAGAACAGACUAAAUUCAGCAAAGCAGAGCUACAGAUUCUCUACAGGGGAUUUAAAAAUGAAUGUCCAACUGGUGUGUUAAAUGAAGAAUCAUUUAAAUUAAUCUACUCUCACUUUUUUCCUCAAGGAGAUUCUGGAAUGUACGCUCAUUUCUUAUUUGAUGCUUUUGAUAGACACAAGAAUGGAGCUGUACGUUUUGAGGACUUUGUAACUGGCCUGUCAAUCAUUUUGCGGGGUACAGUUACUGACAGGCUUUGCUGGGCCUUUAGUCUGUAUGAUCUCAAUAAAGACGGCUGCAUCACUAAAGAGGAGAUGAACGACAUCAUGAAGUCCAUAUACGAUAUGAUGGGAAAGUGCACAUAUCCAUGUAUGAAGGACAGCGCACCCAAAGAACACGUUGAGAGUUUCUUCCGGAAAAUGGAUCGAAAUAAUGACGGUGUUGUCACUAUGGAGGAAUUUCUUGAGUCAUGUCAGAAGGAUGAGGCCAUCAUGGAGUCCAUGCAUCUGUUUGAUCAUGUCAUUUAGAUUAAUGCAGACCUCUGGUGAAUGUUGUUGCAUGACAACAUAUGACAUGUAAAAAGUUGAUGUAAAUAUGUGAGCAUGACACUUUAUUUGGAAGAGGAAGUGUAUGUAUUGAACAGAUUAUGAGCUAUAAAUAUUUAAGAACAUUAAAAUGACUGUUUUAUCACUGGAUCUAUUACUGUUUUUGUAUAUACUAUGAUUACAUAAAUCACAUCAUAAAAUUAUUUUAAAAAUUAUUACCCAAGAUCCAGUGAAUUUAUUUGACAGUUUUCUUUUAUUAAUAUGACCCUACAAGGUGAAUGCAGAAAUAUUAGUUAUUGUAAUUUGGGAGACAGGACAUUUUUAACACACUUUUAAAACAGCUACUUUUCUGUACACAAAAGUUCAUGGAUGUGAAACAGAUGUGCUGAAUUAAUAAAUUAAUUUAAAAACAUUGAUUCCUUUCUGGGCAAAACACUAA
This is a messenger RNA of Misgurnus anguillicaudatus (oriental weatherfish), 2039 nucleotides long. NCBI's taxonomy places the organism in Eukaryota, Metazoa, Chordata, Actinopteri, Cypriniformes, Cobitidae. The record is from RefSeq and is a predicted model, not a curated record.